Molecule: messenger RNA, 2784 nt
Organism: Nerophis lumbriciformis (worm pipefish)
Lineage: Eukaryota; Metazoa; Chordata; Actinopteri; Syngnathiformes; Syngnathidae
Source: RefSeq, a predicted model, not a curated record
GAGGCCACAUGCAAGUUGAAGGCAAAGUUCAACCUGAGCGGCUACAAGAAUGUAGAGAAGAAGAAGGUCAUCAUCGGUGGAAUGUUUCCUGUCCAUAUGAGCAUUGCUUUCAAUGAUGGUAACACUUCAAGGCUGCCUGUGUCCUCAGGGUGUGAGGGAAUGAAUUACCGCACCUUCCGCUGGACGCAGACCAUGCUGUUUGCCAUCAAUGAAAUAAACAACAUGGAUGAUCUUCUACCUAACACCAACCUGGGUUACGUCAUCUAUGACUCUUGCUUCACCAUCUCUAAGGCCGUGGAGGGCACUCUCACAUAUCUGACAGGCCAAGAUGAGGCAGUGCCCAAUUACCGCUGUGGCACUGGGGCUCCCCUAGCUGCACUCGUGGGUGCGGGUGGCUCUGACCUGUCCAUUGCCACUGCCAGGAUUCUGGGACUCUACCAUUUCCCACAGGUCAGCUACUCCUCAACCUGCUCAGCCCUAAACAGCAAGUUCCAGUUCCCGACCUUCCUGAGGACUAUCCCCAACGACAAACACCAGUCGACCGCCAUGGCCCAGCUAGUGCUACACUUCGGCUGGACCUGGGUCGGCACAAUAGCCGCAGAUGAUGACUAUGGCAAGUACGGUAUCAAAGACUUCAAGGAGCAGGUAGAAGAGGCUGGUGUCUGUAUCUCCUUCUCUGAAACCCUACCGAAGGUGAAUUCACCUGAAGACAUCCAGCGAAUUGUCCAAACCAUUGUUGAGUCCACAGCCAUGAUCGUUGUAAUCUUUUCAUCAGACGUAGACCUCAGUCCUCUGGUGCUGGAACUAAUAAAAAACAACGUGGCCAACCGCACUUGGAUCGCUAGUGAGGCCUGGAUCACUUCAGCGCUCAUUAACCAACCUGGAGCUAGCUCUGUGUUGGGUGGCGCCAUUGGUUUUGGUGUGAAGAGGGGCGACAUUCCGGGUCUUCACCAACAUUUACUUGAUCUUGACCCUUAUGCUGACCCCCUAACUGAGGAAUUCUGGGAGACGCUGUUCAACUGCACAUUAGACUAUGGCAAAGCGCUCAAAAAGGCCAAAGAGCAGGCCAUGGUGUUCAACGGCACAAUGUCUAAGGAAGAAGGACUGGCUAUUCCUGUUGGUUUGUGUACUGGCAGUGAGUCCGUGGCUCAGCUCAACAACACCUACUCUGACAUCUCCCAGUUGCGAAUCACUUACAGUGUGUACAAAGCAGUUUACGCUGUUGCCCACGCCUUGCACAAUCUGGAGCACUGCGAACCGGGACAAGGGCCGUUCAUUGGGAUCGGCUGUGCUGACAUCACCAAUUUUGAACCGUGGCAGCUGAUGUACUACCUGAAGAACGUGCGCUUUAAAGUGCCACACACGGACGAGGAGGUCUACUUCACUGAUGGAGACGUGGAGGGAUUUUACGACAUCAUCAACUGGGUAGUCGAAGGAAAUGGGGAAAUAGCUUAUGUGACUGUGGGGCACUACAAUGGUUCUGCGGCCCUAGAAGAUCGAAUGACCAUAAUAAAUGAUUCUAUUGUCUGGAAUAAUGACGCAUUAGAGCCUCCUCGUUCCGUGUGCAGUGAGAACUGCAAACCUGGCACCAGGAAAGGGAUCCGACAGGGAGAGCCGGUCUGCUGCUUUGACUGCAUCCCCUGUGCUGAUGGCGAGAUUAGCAACAUGACAAAUGCUCGUAAGUGUGUCUUGUGCAGCGGUGAUCACUGGUCCAAUGACGCUCAUGACGCCUGUGUGCCAAAGAUCAUUGAGUUCCUGGCCUUUGGCGAGCCACUGGGAAUUACUCUCAUCGUCAUCUCUGCCUUUGGAGCGAUUGUCACCUUUGCAGUAGCCGUGGUGUUUGUUUUGCACGUCACCACUCCUCUUGUUAAAGCCAAUGAUGCUCUGCUGAGUUUCUCGCUGCUCUUCUCACUGAUGGUGACCUUCCUCUGCUCAAUCGUCUUCCUGGGAGAACCGCAGCAGUGGAGCUGCAUGACCAGCCAAGUAGCUCUUGCUGUGGGCUUCGCUUUGUGCCUUUCCUCUCUUCUGGGCAAGGCUGCGCUGCUGAUGUUGAGAGCACAGGCUAUGAAAGCGUGCCGUGCCAGGGUCAAGGCCGCUGCCAAAGCUGCCAAAGCUGCAGCUGAAGCAGCUGCCAACAGUGGUAGCCCAGAUGUCAUAGCAACCAACUCAACAAGCUUCAGUGACGCCGCUGCUUGGCUGAAGCCUGACAGUCUCACCUUUGCACACCAGAGGGCGAUAGUAGCUGUGGCAACGUUGAUUCAGGCUAUAGCUUGUACUGUGUGGCUCAUCAUCCUGCCGCCCUAUCCAGUGAAGAACACCUCUGCUCAGAAUAUAAAAAUCAUUCUGGAGUGCAAUGAAGGUUCUGUUGUCUUCAUCUGUUGUAUCUUUGCCUAUGACAUCCUUCUGGCUCUGCUAGCCUUCAUCUUCGCUUUCCUGGCCCGAAAACUGGAAGACCACUUCAGUGAGGCCAAGUGUGUGACCUUUGGCAUGCUUGUCUUUUUCAUCGUUUGGAUCUCCUUUGUCCCAGCUUACCUCAGCACACGAGGCAAGUUCAUGGUGGCCGUUCAGAUUUUUGCUAUCCUGGCCUCUAGCUUUGGCCUGCUCACCUGCAUCUUCCUGCCAAAGUGCUAUAUUCUUCUUCUAAAACCUGAACAAAAUACUGAGGAGAUGAUGAGACCCCACGACAAACCACGUGAUGGAACCUUAACGGGGACCUCGGCGUCGCUCGCUACUGCCGCUACAGAAGUCAACGCUACGAUUGCACCAACCACUAUUGAUGAAUAG